AUGAGUUCUAGCAUUCAGUCAGCAACACUAGAAAAAAGACUUCAUUCUUCAAUGGAAACCAUGCCGGAUUUUUUAAAAAAGUAUUGGAACCAACGCGCCAUUUUAUUUACUAAAUAUAAGGAAGGCAUUCUUAUGGAUGAAGAAGGUUGGUAUUCGGUAACACCAGAAGACAUUGCUAUUCAUAUCGCGGAACGUUGUCGUUGUGACGUAAUUAUUGAUGCAUUCUGUGGUGUUGGUGGAAAUGCUAUACAGUUUGCUUUUACAUGCCAUAAAGUGAUAGCAAUUGAUAUAGAUGAGACAAGACUGAUGUGUGCCAAACAUAAUGCUAUGAUAUAUGGCGUUGCUGAUCGGAUUGAAUUUAUUUUGGGUGAUUACUUGGAGCUUAUUCCUAGAUUAAAGGCUGAUGUCGUGUUUCUGAGCCCUCCUUGGGGAGGUCCAGAUUAUUUAUCUUCUAAAACUUUUGAUAUAAAAACUAUGAUUACAUUGGAUGGUGAAAAGUUAUAUCGUGAAUCAUUAAAAAUUACAAACAAUAUCGCUUACUAUCUUCCUCGUAAUGUAAAUAUCCAACAGAUUACUAAUCUUGCAGGUAGAGGAAACACGUGUGAAAUACAAGAAGUAUACGUUAAUGGAAAAUUGAAAACAAUAGUUGUUUAUUAUGGCGAACUAGUAAACGAGGAUUUCGGUGAAAAUGAAGUUUAA
Molecule: messenger RNA, 699 nt
Organism: Cetraspora pellucida
Lineage: Eukaryota; Fungi; Glomeromycota; Glomeromycetes; Diversisporales; Gigasporaceae
Source: the annotation of a GenBank genome assembly